Messenger RNA from Cavia porcellus (domestic guinea pig), 1379 nucleotides. It is a transcript of the gene Tsga13, whose product is annotated as testis specific 13. Bases 446 to 1258 code for a protein of 270 amino acids. The record is from RefSeq and is a predicted model, not a curated record. NCBI's taxonomy places the organism in Eukaryota, Metazoa, Chordata, Mammalia, Rodentia, Caviidae. The transcript is spliced from 9 exons.
UUCAAAGUGGAAAGUUUCUGUAUCAAGGAAUUUUACCUUCUUCCUGAGAUUUCCUGUUGUCCUUAAGAUCUUCACACAGAUAAAUCUUACUACUGUCAUGGAAUUAGUAUGUCACUUCUCAGUCAUUGGGUAAAUGCCUUCCACUUACAGAUGAGGAAAUUGAAAUGAACUGACUUACCUAGUAUGUAGAAAUGUUGCUAUUAUUAUCGCUUCACGUUUUGUGAUCACCUACUCUCCCCCCACCCUCACUGGCCAAAUAACCUUUAUUUCUUGUGGGAUCAAGAACCAGGAGGUUCUUGAUGCAUUAAGGAAAGAAUCAGUUGCACUAAGGAAAUCAGUUGCAUUCAGGUGCAUUAAGGAAAGAAUCAGUUGAAUUGAAUCCCUGCAGAUUGUGAACUAUAUACAAACAUCGAGUGUUGGUUUGCACAAUUAACUGUGAACAGCAAUGGGCCCAAAGAAAUUUGCCAAGUUUCAAAAUAAGGAAACCUCAGAAAACAGCACACUUAAACUUGACAAAGGAAUAGUUACUGAUGAUGACGAGAUUUUUGAUACCGUUGGCCAAUCAAAAUUUGUCCUAGAGAACCUUCGCUAUUACACAAUCCAGCCAGAUUUGGCCCAGUACUAUGAGCCUGUGAAGCACACUAAACUGCAGAAAAUCCUGGAUCGAAACAGGAAAAUCAUGAGCUUCAUGUUAAAAGUAACUGAGUAUGAUCAGGAUAUGACCUCACUGAUUAUGACCAACAACCCACCUCCCUGCCCAACCUGCCAGCAGGAAAAGGACAGUGCUCCAAAAUAUUUUUCUGAGGACUUACUGUUCAAGGAAAGUCAUCAGCACAAACCCACCAAGAGCUUUUGCCUGACUGUGAUGCCUCAGAAAAAAAAGUUGAGAUCUGGGCUGAAACCAGUCUUCUAUAUGAAAAAGUCUGAUGAUCCUAAAUCCAAGAAAAAACAAUGGUUUAGGUUUUCCAUUGACAGUGACUUUAAGACUGAAGGGCAGUACUCGAAAAUGUAUGCUUUGAGGAAACAGAAAAAAAUGUACCCACAGCUUAACUUUGCUCCAGUCUGUGAAAGAGACAAGAUGAAAGAUGUUUCCAAGAAGCCAGUGAGUGAAUCGUCAACUUCUCAAUUGCUCCAGGAACCACUCACACUGGAUUCGCUUCAGAAGGAGACUCCCACCCGGAACGCGCCGGGGGAAAACUCCUUCCGCAACGGAAGGGCCCAGCAGUGGAUAAUUGAAAAUGCCACUCUCGUUAAGUGAAAACAAACCCUUCAGGGCUCUCGCCUAGUUUUACAGGGACCGAGGGCCCUGCAGGAGUCGCUAACCAAAUAAAAUCACCUUGCAGCAGACUACAAGUGUGAGCCGCCAGGGCUGGGACAGU